AUGGAUCUCUUUUCACUUACAGGUAGAACGGCAUUGAUUACGGGCGGCACCCGAGGAAUCGGCCAGGCCAUGGCCAUCGCGCUGGCGGAGGCGGGUGCAGACAUUGUGCUGAUCCAAAGAGAUACUAGCAACCAAAGUACCAAGCAGCAAAUCGAACAACUUGGACGAAAAGCGACAAUUUACACGGCGGACCUUGCCUCGCAAGAAUCCAUCUCCUCCUUAGUACCUAAGGUAACCCAGGAUGGGCACGAUAUCGACAUCCUUUUGAACUGCGCGGGGAUACAGCGGCGGCAUCCAAGCCACCAGUUUCCACUACAAGACUGGGAUGAGGUUCUCCAAGUCAAUCUCACCACCGUCUUUACCCUUUGCCGCGAUGUGGGAGCCUACAUGUUGACUCGGCCACCCAACAAAUCCGGUUCCCGCGGCAGCAUCAUCAACGUCGCCUCGCUAGUCUCCUUCCAAGGCGGUCUGACAGUACCUGCCUACGCGGCGGCCAAGGGAGGUGUUGCCCAACUAACCAAGGCCCUCUCAAACGAAUGGGCAUCCAAGGGGAUUAAUGUGAACGCGAUUGCACCGGGUUAUGUCGCGACCGACAUGAACACGGCUCUUAUUCAGGACAAGGAGCGGGCGGCCAGCAUUCUUGCACGAAUUCCCGCGGGGCGUUGGGGGGAUCCGGAGGAUUUCAAGGGGUCGGUGGUGUAUCUGGCGAGUCGAGCAAGCGCGUACGUCAGUGGAGAAAUCUUGACUGUGGAUGGUGGGUGGAUGGGUCGAUAG
Messenger RNA from Penicillium waksmanii, 774 nucleotides. RefSeq lists its product as uncharacterized. The transcript has 3 exons. Lineage: Eukaryota; Fungi; Ascomycota; Eurotiomycetes; Eurotiales; Aspergillaceae. Gene Ontology annotation, molecular function: oxidoreductase activity, acting on the CH-OH group of donors, NAD or NADP as acceptor. The record is from RefSeq and is a predicted model, not a curated record. The coding region runs from base 1 to 774 and encodes 257 amino acids.